UUCGUAGCCAUAGCGACCGCGAAAUAUGGCCGCUCGAUUAAGAGUUUGUUGCGAAUGACAGCUACGCAAGAAGAUAAUCAAGUACAUGAAAGCUCAGGAAUCUACGCAUUUUGCUCUUAGAUUCGAAGAACAUGCGACGUUGUCAUUCGACGGCGGCGUUUAAAUAUGUACCGAUUAUAAUGCUGGGAUCCACAACGUAAGAACACGAGUGGUAUAAAAAUUUUUAAACAUUACGUAAGUGAAAACAUGAAUCGAUAUAUAACCUUGAAUCAAUUGGGCGAUGGAACCUUCGGUUCCGUUGUUCUCGGAGAACGCAUUGAUACAGGCGAGAAGGUAGCUAUAAAGAGAAUGAAGAGAAAAUAUUAUUCUUGGGAGGAAGCUAUGAAUCUGCGGGAAGUAAAGUCAUUGAAAAAACUUAGUCAUGCAAACGUGGUAAAGCUUAAAGAAGUUAUACGAGAGAACGACGUGUUAUAUUUCGUAUUUGAAUACAUGAAGGAAAAUCUCUACCAAUUAAUGAAAGACAGGGACAAACUCUUUCCCGAACCAGUAAUAAGGAAUAUGGUGUACCAAGUAUUGCAAGGUCUUGCUUUCAUGCAUAAACAUGGUUUCUUUCAUCGCGACAUGAAGCCAGAAAAUUUAUUAUGCAUGGGACCCGAAUUAGUAAAGAUUGCUGAUUUUGGGCUAGCGAGAGAGAUUCGAUCGAGACCUCCGUAUACGGACUACGUAUCAACGAGAUGGUAUCGAGCACCAGAAGUAUUACUACACUCUACAACUUACAACAGCCCGAUCGACAUUUGGGCGGUCGGCUGCAUAAUGGCCGAGUUGUACACGUUUAGACCCUUGUUUCCCGGGAAGAGCGAGAUCGAUGAAAUAUUUAAAAUAUGCUCCGUAAUCGGGACACCUGAUAAAGAGGAUUGGCCGGAGGGAUACCAAUUGGCCGCGGCUAUGAAUUUUAAAUUUCCGAAUUUUACGCGCACCUCCUUAGGAGUAUUAAUACCGAACGCUAGUCAAGAAGCAGUCAUACUCAUGGAAGAUAUGUUACAAUGGAAUCCUAUAAAGAGACCAACAGCGCAGCAAUCGCUUAGGUAUCCAUAUUUUCAAGUCGGCGAUCCGCGUAUCAUUAAUAGUAAAAAAAUUGGUGUCGUAUCUCAACGAGAACUCGCCAUGAACAAAAUAAAUCUUCCACCACCUGCGCCUAAACAAUACAAUUAUUCUCAGGAAGACCUUGUUAACAACGUGGUUCAAUCCAGAGCACCCGAAAAAAUGGUUGAAUUGCAGCAGCAGAUUGCUUUGCCAUUAUUAAAUCAUAAUAAUCACAAUAGUCUCAAGCAUGAUAGCAACGCUUCCAAAGGCGAUGAGGACGAUUUUGCCGAACUUUUAGGAAGCAAAGUUGUCCCGGAGAACUCGAGCGCGAUGCUCAUCCCCGAUCGCGUAUAUAAGGAAAAUCGUGUGAAUUGGAAUGCCAAUUAUCAACAAUCCGAUAAUUUGAAGCAUGGCAAUGCUAAUUGGACUCUACCAACGUGGAACGAACCGCCGUCGAGAAUGUGGAAUCAAUCAAACCAGUCCAAUCAGAUGAAAAACUCACGUAAAGUCUCGGCGAAGCAACACUACCUCAGCGUGGCUCGGUAUGUCGCAGGCCAGAGCACAAAUUUGCCAUCCAGAAAUGGAGAUUCCGAUAUCAACCGAUCGAAACUGCUAUUAAAUGGAUUCAUCGGUCAGGCAACAUCCAACAAAUAUGAGGACUUUACAGACUCCUUUUGGGGAUCUAAAAAUAGUAUUGAGAAUCAAACAAGGCAGCAUUAUCUCGCACGAAACCGUUAUAUUGCCGAACAAAGCUUGAGAUUACCUUAUCCCAGCGUGUACGGUACUCAAAAUAUUAAACCUACCAAUAAGCCUACGUUUCAACCGAACUUGUUUGGAAAUGUUUUCAACACGAAAGCCAGUGGCGGACCUUAUGGCCGAACGGAUUGGGCAGCUAAAUACCUCAAAUAAUCAUUGUAGAAAGAUUUGUUUUUUCCCUCUUUCCAUGUUGAGAAUUUAUUAUAGUGGUCUUUUUUCUAAGCGAAUUUUAACUGUGAUAGAACGACCGUUGUCGUUCCAUUGUGGUAGGACGCGGGUAAGCAAAAUAUAUGCGUCCCCUUUCCUGUGUUGCGAUUUUAUUAAAUGAAAUCGCUUAUAUUAAACAGCGAUGAGACAAGAGCGAAAUAUAUAGAACCGCAUCCUACACAAACACACAUGUACAUAUAUAGGUAUAUAUAUAUAUAUAUAUAUAUUUUAUCACUUAU
Messenger RNA from Nylanderia fulva, 2285 nucleotides. Its product is annotated as serine/threonine-protein kinase dyf-5. Gene Ontology annotation, biological process: protein phosphorylation. The record is from RefSeq and is a predicted model, not a curated record. Gene Ontology annotation, molecular function: ATP binding; protein kinase activity. NCBI's taxonomy places the organism in Eukaryota, Metazoa, Arthropoda, Insecta, Hymenoptera, Formicidae.